Talaromyces atroroseus is the source of this 1104-nucleotide messenger RNA. RefSeq lists its product as hypothetical. Bases 1 to 1104 code for a protein of 367 amino acids. Gene Ontology annotation, cellular component: cytoplasm. The transcript is spliced from 3 exons. Gene Ontology annotation, molecular function: 2-oxoglutarate-dependent dioxygenase activity. NCBI's taxonomy places the organism in Eukaryota, Fungi, Ascomycota, Eurotiomycetes, Eurotiales, Trichocomaceae. The record is from RefSeq and is a predicted model, not a curated record.
AUGGCUCCGAGCAUUGCUGAAACUCUCCCCAUCCACUCUCUUGCCAAAGAGCGCAAGGACGAGCCGUCUUCGUACCCGGAACCGCUCAAGCUGAGCGGCGCCUUGAACCACUUCGCCUUUGAGGAAACAACUCCAGUUAUUGGCCGAGAAUUCCUCCAUGUUAAUAUCGUAGACGAUCUGUUGCGCGCUUCGAACUCGGAUGAGCUGGUCCGGGAUCUGGCCAUCACAAUCUCCCAACGCGGUGUUGUCUUCUUCCGCGCCCAGGAUAACCUCACCGAUGAUUUGCAGAAGGAGCUGGUGCAGCGAUUAGGCCAGUUGGCUGGCAAGCCCGCCAGCUCAACGCUGCACAUCCACCCGGUGCUCAACAACACCAGUGAGUUCGGAGUGGCCGACGCAGAGAUCAGCACCAUUAGCUCGCUCGCACGUAAGAAGAUGUUUCAGCACGACCGUCAGUCUGACCGUCGACGCUACGACUCGGCUCAGUGGCACUCAGACAUCCAGUUUGAGCCCGCCCCGGCUGAUUAUACCUCACUUCGCCUCACACAGCUACCUAGCUCUGGCGGUGAUACGCUCUGGGCCUCGGGAUACGAGAUCUACGACCGCUUUUCCCGCAGGUACCAGCAAUUCUUAGAAGGCCUCACCGCGACAUUCUCUGGCGACGGCUUCAUCAAGGCGGCCGAGCGUGAUCCCGUUAACGUGCGAAUCUAUACUGAGCCCAGAGGAAGCCCACUCAACGUCGGUGAUGGGCUCAUCACUGUGCAUCCCGUUGUGCGCACCAACCCCGUCACAGGCUGGAAGAGCAUCUACGCACUAGGCACUUUUCCUAAAUAUAUCAACGAGCUCAAUUCGGAAGAAUCGGAGGAGCUAUUAAAGAAGUUUCAUUCCCUGCUCAUCAAUAACCACGACCUGCAGGUCCGGUUCAAGUGGAGGAACAAGAACGAUAUUGCAAUUUGGGAUAACCGUAGUGUUUUCCACUCUGCCACAUUUGACUAUGAAGGCCUGGGAGAGCGAUUCGGUCAUCGAACAGUUGGUAUUGGCGAGAAGCCGUACUUGGAUCCGAAUAGCAAGUCCAGGACGGAGGCUCUGGCUGAACUCCAUGAGUAG